Molecule: messenger RNA, 2346 nt
Organism: Tetrahymena thermophila SB210
Lineage: Eukaryota; Ciliophora; Oligohymenophorea; Hymenostomatida; Tetrahymenidae
Product: serine esterase, putative
Exons: 10
Source: RefSeq, a predicted model, not a curated record
AUGUCAGUAAGAUCAAUAGUUGAUUUAGUAGUGCAUGUCUAGAACUUUAGAAAUAUAGAUCUUUUUUAUUAAGGUUUAUAUUUCUUGAAAUUUACCAUCUACCAAUUGAAGGGAAAAGAUCAAAAAAUUUAUGCACAUCCAUACAAUAUUACAGAAAAUUACAAGCCUUAUUCGAAUGACUUUUAACAACCAAAAGGAUAAAAAUUCAAUGACUCUUAACUGUUUAGGCCAGCAGGAAUUAUAGAUUAAACAAGUUCUUUUUAUUCAAAAUCCUUCUUUAUCAAAUUUUGCGAGGAAGAGGUAGAGUUAAAUGACUUUUGCCAUUUUCGUAUUGAAUUCGAUGCUGGAAAAUAAGGAGAAAACCCUGAAAUGUAUAUGGAAGUUGAACUUAUGUUUUUCGAUUGCAUGAAUAACUCAAAUAAUAAGAAUACUUCUGGGUAAGGAGGCAAGGAUGGAUAAAAAGAUUCAAAUAAGAAUGAAAAUAAAGAUAACAACACAAAUAACACAACAAAUUCAAAUAAAAGCAAAGAAGAAUGUUGCCUUUUUAAUGAGAGCAAAUCCCUUUCUACUAUAAAAUACAAAUUAAACGAUGUAACUGAAGGUAUCCAUGAAUUUGUACCCCUUCUCUUUGAAGAAGCAAACUUUUGUGUUGCGAACGUUAUAUUUCACAGUAUCAGGUUAGAUUACCGCUUUAGAGUCAUCCCCAUAUAAAUAUCGGAGUUUGCUAAAUACAAACCAGAAGAAAGACUUGCACUCAUGGAUAUCUAAAAAAAUUAAUCAGCAUCUAAAACUAUAUCUAUUUAUGAAUCAACAUAAAAACAGUUAGGAAAUAUUGAUUAUGAAGGCAUGUACAAUACUUUCGUCGAAUCUUUGAAAAAAACUUAUAGCAAAUUGUAUAAUCAUUACAAUAAGAUGAAUAGUAGAUGUAUUCUUGAUAAACAGAAAAAGACAUUUAAGAAAUACUUACAACCCCCAAGCAAGCUAAUAACUCCUGAGUAUGUCACAAACGAAAAUGUUAGAGAAUAUAGCUAAAGUAACAAUCAAAAUGGUAAAUAAAAUUAAAAUAAAGAUUUCAAUACAGUCCUCUAAGAAAGAUUUAAGUCAAGAGAUCCUGAAACAAUAACUCAUUCAAUACUAAAUGAAGCAAAUCUUAUAAGUGGUUAAUUGUUUUAGCUAUGGCACAAGUAUCUAGAUCUCUAUAAAAUAUCUCCCUUGUACUGUCUUGCUUUACUAAAGUUUGAAUAUUAAUAAAAAAUUAAAGACAGACUUUAAAUAUUUAUAGUAAAACAAAAAAUUAACAAUUAAGAUUUCAAAAAAAUCCACGAGCAAAGCAAAGUAGAAUAAAAUGAAAAAGUUGCCUACAAAAUGAGGCCUACCCUUCCCAUUUUAGAGUCUAAAUUUUUAAAUAAAGUAGAGCCAAUUUAUUCUAUCUUUAAAACUGAACAUAAUCCAAUCAUAUUUGAAGAACUUAUUGUCAAGGAUGUAAAGGAAAAGAAUGAAGAAAAUAUAAUUGAGUAUGAAUUAAAUGGAGAAAGCGAAAACAUUUAUUAUAAAGGUAUCCAUUUAUUUGUCUUAGUCCAUGGUUUCUAAGGAAAUGCCUAUGACAUGAAAAUGCUUAAAAAUUACUUAAAUUAUAUGCAUCCUGAGGCAAUGUUCCUUUGUUCAGUUUACAAUGAAGACAAUACAGAGGGAGAUAUUGAUGAAAUGGGUAAAAAUCUUGCUAAUGAAAUUCAAACCUUUAUAGCAGAUAAUUGCUCAGGUGAGAACUUGGGAAGAAUUAGUUUAAUUGGUUUCAGUUUAGGAGGUGUAAUUAUUAGAUCUGCUUUACCUAUGCUUGAAGAAUAUUCAGAAAAAAUGUAUACUUUCAUGAGUUUAUCUUCCCCUCAUUUAGGAUUCAUGUAUAAUCCUAAUAAGAUUAUUGAAGCAGGUAUUUGGAUAUUGAAAAGAUGGAAAAAAAGUACAAGUCUCCAACAACUCACUAUGGCUGAUAGUAAAGACAUAGAAAAUACAUUCUUAUAUAGACUUUCUAAAGCAAAGGGUUUGGGUUGGUUUAAAAAUGUGUGCUUAGUUUCUAGUUACUAAGACAGUUAUGCUCCAUUUGACUCAGCAAGAAUAGAAAUGACUAAAGAAGCUAUGAAAGAUGCAAAAGGAAAACUGUACAACGAAAUGACAUAAAAUAUACUGAGUUAGCUUUCAACUAACUCUCUACAUAGAUUAGAUGUCCACUUCCACAUAUAAGAAAAAAAUAUAGAUACUCUAAUAGGUAGAGCUGCUCACAUACAAUUUUUAGAAUGUCAACCUUUAAUUAGGAUAUUAGUAUAAAAUUACGAUACAUUUUUUAGAUGA